AUGGCAUCAGAUUCAGAAAAGCAAAACACAACUGAAGAUCUUUUGCCACUUCGCUUGUACUACGCCGACACUCACUCUCACGAUUUCUCGAGUCGUUUGAUUCGCUGGAGUAGAAGACGAAGGUGGACUGAAACCCAAUUGCCGACCCAAUCGCCGACCAUCGCUGCAAGCCUGCAACUACGAGUCUUCAUCUUCAAGAAGUUCAAAUGCACAACAUACAAGGUGUUGGCAUCAAUGGCAAAGGACAUUCUAGCCAUUCCGUUAUUGGAAGAUGUGGAAAAAUAUGAGGAAGAAAUCAGUCGCAAUAUGGAAGAUACACGUGGACGGAAUUAGUAGUUGCUGUUUUUGAUGUUGGGAUGUUGCUGUUUUUGCUGUUUGUUGUUUGCUGUUGUUGUUUGUUGUUUUGCUUGUUGUUUGUUGUUUUUUGCUUGCUGCUGGUGCUGUUUUGCUGUUGCUGUUAGGCUGUUUGUUGUUUUUUGCUAGCUGUAGGUGUUGUUUUGCUUGCGGCUAAAAUAGGCGGGUACCCGGUUAUGCUCAUCCCUACCUGCAGGUUACAC
Messenger RNA from Lactuca virosa, 557 nucleotides. The record is from the annotation of a GenBank genome assembly. Lineage: Eukaryota; Viridiplantae; Streptophyta; Magnoliopsida; Asterales; Asteraceae.